AUGUUUCUGUUAGAACAGGUCUUGCGAAGAGCAUCUCGUUUACCGUACGCGUGCGGUUUUGUUCUUGCCCUAAAUUGUCGACUACUAAUGUUCCAAUGUACAGGCGCAGAAGUUUUCGUUACCAUUUCACCGUCCAGUCCUUAUUUGACCCAUUUUAAGCCGUCUCUGAUCGAGAAGUACGGUCAAGAGGCUGAUGGAAGGAACGUGGUGAUCGCCAUUCUCGACACCGGUGUAGAUCCUUCGUUGCCUGGACUACAGUUGACAACUGAUGGAUCACGAAAGUUAAUUGACUGCAUUGACUGCUCUGGAGCAGGUGAUGUCGAUACAAGCGUGGUGAAGUCAGCUGUUAACGGCACCAUUAUCGGUUUGACAGGUCGCAACUUGAAAAUCCCUGAAACUUGGAAGAAUCCUACCGGGAAGUGGCAUCUCGGGAUUAAACCUAUUUAUGAAUUGUACCCGAAGUCGCUGCGCAAAAUCGUCAAGGAGGAUUGGCAGAAAGAAUCAUGGGACUCUCCACAACAAUUGGCGAAAGCCGACGCCCUUCGUCAGCUCCUUGAGCAUGAAGAUACCAUCGGAGGGUACAGCGACAAAGAUGUGGACAAGCACGAUCGUGAGAAUUUGGCAUGCCAGGUCGAUUUUUUGAAAUCUGUGGACAAGUUGGAAGACAAGGGUCCCGUCGCAGAUUGCAUUGUUUGGCACGAUGGCGACCAGUGGAAAGCAUGUAUCGAUACGUCAUUCCGAGGCAGGCUCGCUCUAUGUAACGAAAUGGGUGAUUUUCGACUUACUGGAGAGUACAAUAAACUUUCGGAGAGAGACGUGGCAAACUACACCGUUCAUAUUGGGUCAUCCGGAAAUCGCUUGGAAAUCUGCUUGCCGAGUGGAGCUCACGGAUCGCACGUGGCCAACAUCGCAGCAGCUCACUAUCCGGACACUCCCGAGCUGAAUGGUCUCGCACCUGGAGCUAAAAUUAUUUCAAUGAUGAUCUCUGAUGUUCGUGUAAACUCGAUGGAGACUGGUACCUCGUUGAUCCGAGCUUUCAACAAAUGCGUUGAAAUGAAGGUUGACAUUGUGAACAUGUCCUUCGGAGAGGGCACUCAUUUCCCGGACAAAGGGUAUGUAAAGUUGAGCUUGUUCUCAGAGAAAACUACAAUUACUGGUACACUAAAUUCAAGUGGGUCUACUCUGAUUUAA
This is a messenger RNA of Ostertagia ostertagi, 1191 nucleotides long. The record is from the annotation of a GenBank genome assembly. NCBI's taxonomy places the organism in Eukaryota, Metazoa, Nematoda, Chromadorea, Rhabditida, Trichostrongylidae.